Molecule: messenger RNA, 1311 nt
Organism: Durusdinium trenchii
Lineage: Eukaryota; Dinophyceae; Suessiales; Symbiodiniaceae
Source: the annotation of a GenBank genome assembly
AUGUCGCUGGGUGUUUCGGUCAUGGGAGACGCGAGGUGGGCGUGGAGCAGCUGUGUGAGCGUGGAGCAGCGAAACCAUGAGCUUCAUGGACAUGAUUUCAGUCUUCGACUUCAGGACGUGCAGGCCAUGUAUUUCACGGCUCUUUGGAAGCUCCGGCUCCUCGCGAUGUCGGCGCCCAGCUCUGUCGCCUCCUCGCCGCCGCGGAGCACGCCGCAUGUGCCCAGCUUUCGACCAGAAGAGCUGAUUGAUGCCCACCAGUCCGAGGACACCAUCCGCCGGAAGCUCUUCCAGACAUAUGAGGAGCCGCCGCCCACGGUGCGGGCGCCCCCGUGGCGGUCUACGUUGACCAGUUCCUGCCGAGGAGAGGAGGAUGGGACAAACCCAGAGGCCUUGGGCCACAUCACCCAGGAGCUGCAGCAGGCCAAGGCACAACUGGAGGAGGAGCGAUGCAUCUCUCGGAACUUGGUGGCUGAGCGGAAGAACUUGCACUCUCAGGUGUGUAAAGCCCAAAGUGACUAUCAGGCGUUGAGCCAGAAGCACCAAAAUACACUCUUGGGCUUGGAGCAGAUGUGUAUCCAGCUGGGUGAAGCGAAGAAGAAGGAGGAGCAAGCCAAGUGCAUGGAAGCGUCCCUGAGGACCCUCCAGGCGGUCUCUGCCAAACUCGGUGAUGCCGGACACCAUGAGUCGCUGGAGGCCCUGCGCUGUGGGCUGACAUCAGUGCUUUCGGAGUACAAGCCUGCCGACAAGGCCUUCACUCCUCGAGGGAAGCGCACCACGUCUUCACGAGUUCAGGAGACGCCCGAGGCACGGCAGAUCCUGGCGAAGCCCCACUUCGAUGGGCAAUACCUCUCUGCUGCGAAGCUGCCAGUGGAAGGCACCUCCACACCAAGUGCCAGGGCCGAGGGCGAGGGCGAGGCCACAGGUGACUUGCUUCCGCCACCGCCCAGCAGCAAAUGUUGGGAGUGGCCGCUGUCGAAGCCUGAGAAGCAAGAGCGCGUGGCGAUGAUCGACGCGCAGCUCUGGCGCUAUGAACAGACGGGUCUCAUUGAGCAGGUGGAGAUGCUUCAGGGCCUAUGUGCUCAGCAUGGUGUGGCCAUUGCACCGGGCUUUGAGGAUGAGAUUGUCAGCACGGCGAGCUCUGAAUCCGUCUGACGAGCUGAAGAGCGUUCAGGCCGGAACCGCCUGAACCGGCCGAAUGCGGACGAAUGGCCUUGACGGAUCGAUCCGAGCGCCAAUGCCUUCAGCCAAUGCCUGGCCAAUGUCGCAGAGUCACAAGCGGGAAAGACUUGAGGACUGAAAAAACCACCUGGG